CGUAGAAAAGAGGAGGAAGACUGAGGCCGCACUCUUUCUUCCUCCCUUUCGAGCCAUCCUCUCUUACUCUUUUAUCUACACCCUUCUCUCCCUAGCUACUCUCUCGAUGUCGGGAGAGAGUAGCGAGCCUUACCGCCAUGACUUCCCCUUCCACGACGAUCUGUUCUCGGUCUUCUCCCAGAAGCCCGACGGUUUACAGGGUUUCGAUCCGCAGACGGCACCCCCAUUCAUGAGCUUCGGUGACUACCUGCAUGGAUCGACGACGGACGGCAGCUUGGUGGUUCAAGGCUUCGACGCCCCACGCUCGCAGCCGUGCGAUCCGGUGGUGGGUGGUGAUGGCGGUAAGAACGCUGCGGCCGGGGGGGGCGACGGCAUGACUCCGGUGACGCCCAACUUCUCGGCGUCUUCGUCGUCGACUGAGGCUGCCGGCGACGAGGACUGGAGGCCCUGCAAGGUGGAUCAGCCGAAGCAGGAGGUGCAGGAAGAGGAGAAGCAUGCACCGCAGGACGGAGAAGGGCGUGACAAGACCAAGAAAGCGAACAAGCCGAGGAAGAAAGGCGAGAGACAAAGGGGUCCCCGGUUUGCUUUCAUGACCAAGAGCGAGGUGGAUCACCUCGAGGAUGGCUAUCGAUGGAGGAAGUACGGCCAGAAGGCAGUGAAGAACAGCCCUUAUCCGAGAAGCUACUACCGUUGCACGGCUCAGAAGUGCAACGUGAAGAAGAGGGUGGAGAGAUCAUGUCAGGAUCCUACGACCGUGAUCACCACCUACGAAGGGCAGCACACUCAUCACAGUCCUGCGAGCCUUCGCGGCGGCGGCGGCGGCGGCGGGCACAUGUUAUCAACCUCGCCGACGACGAACCUUCGCCGUAGCCUACUGCUGCAACAGGUCUCCCGCAGCAGCAGCUCGGCGGGGUACACAAACCCUAACACGUAUCAUGCAGGCCUCCCACCUCUUCUGCCUCAGCUUCACGUCCCCGACCAUGGCCUCCUGCAAGACAUCGUGCCCUCUUUCACCCACGGUAGCCAACGCUGAGAAGCUCCGUACCUCUGCCGCUCUUCCUUGUACGUGUAGCCAAGUAUAAGAACGCUGUGUAAUCUACGACAUAGAGAUAUGAUAACUCCAUGUGGAGAGCAGUUGUCGUUGCUGCCGGAAGUCAAAUCUCCAUGGAAGGAGGUCAAGGGAUCGGAGAUGGGCAUUGAAUGCCGAGAGUGGUAGGCUCGGGGAUGGCGGUGGGGGGAGGACAAGGAUUGUGGCAUGAGAAAUCCAAGGUUUUGGUCCCGCUAUCUUAAAUGGGGGAGUGAGGGGAAUGGAGGGGGGAAGGACUAGGGCUUAUCAUGGCUGGUCUUGCUCUAGAUUGGUAGCUGGAGUUAAUGCAGAAAGGGUGAGUCGUUAUUGAAGGGGGGGGGCGGAGAAUUUGGAGAGAUGCAAGUACAACGCAAUCCCUCUAUGCCUCCAUGCCUUCUUUAUGAUCCAAGAGGACAGUGGGCAAUGUCACUCUCUCUGCGAUGCUCAUCCUCUUUGUUUGUUCGGUAUAUGUAAUCAUAUCCUUCACUCCGAUGAUACUAAGCUUAAAAGCUUAUAGAUUUUUACCAUGAUGAGGAAUCCUUCUGUGAAGUGAGGUGGAAUGAGUGGAAAGCAUUUUCUACAA
Musa acuminata subsp. malaccensis (wild Malaysian banana) is the source of this 1649-nucleotide messenger RNA. RefSeq names its product WRKY transcription factor 71. The record is from RefSeq and is a predicted model, not a curated record. NCBI's taxonomy places the organism in Eukaryota, Viridiplantae, Streptophyta, Magnoliopsida, Zingiberales, Musaceae. Gene Ontology annotation, molecular function: DNA-binding transcription factor activity; sequence-specific DNA binding. Gene Ontology annotation, biological process: regulation of DNA-templated transcription.